This is a messenger RNA of Exophiala mesophila, 1023 nucleotides long. Its product is annotated as eukaryotic translation initiation factor 5A. Gene Ontology annotation, biological process: positive regulation of translational termination; positive regulation of translational elongation. The record is from RefSeq and is a predicted model, not a curated record. The coding region runs from base 236 to 718 and encodes 160 amino acids. Gene Ontology annotation, molecular function: ribosome binding; translation elongation factor activity; RNA binding. Lineage: Eukaryota; Fungi; Ascomycota; Eurotiomycetes; Chaetothyriales; Herpotrichiellaceae. The transcript has 4 exons.
GUCCUUGGGCCCUUGCAGACCUGCACCCACUCGCCCUCCUACACCCACUCGUGCUGCUAUUGCUGCCCGCCGCCACCACCACCACUCCCUCCCUCAUUACAAUUUCUCCAAGCAACAGUCCUUCUCUUUAUUUCUAUCCCUCCACCCACCACUCGACGUUUCAGUCACCUCUCCUCUGCUCUUUCAUCUCUUAAUCAUCUAACCUCUUCUUCUAAUCUUCCAUCCAACCAUCACCAUGGCGGACGACUCCCAGCAUGAGCAUACCUUCGAGUCCGCCGACGCCGGCGCCUCGGCCACCUUUCCCAUGCAAUGUUCCGCCUUGAGAAAGAACGGUCAUGUUGUCAUCAAGGGUCGUCCAUGCAAGAUCGUUGACAUGUCCACUUCCAAGACUGGAAAGCACGGUCACGCCAAAGUUCACUUGGUCGCCAUCGAUAUCUUCACCGGCAAGAAGUUGGAAGAUCUUUCCCCAUCCACCCACAACAUGGAGGUCCCCAACGUCUCUCGUCGUGAAUAUCAAUUGCUUGAUAUCACCGACGAUGGUUUCUUGUCCCUCAUGUCCGACGAUGGUAGCACCAAGGAUGAUGUCAAGGUCCCUGAUGGUGAGGUUGGUGAAAAGAUUGAGAAGCUUUUCCGCAUCGACGAGAAGGACACCAAUGUCAUCGUCUUGACUGCCAUGGGUGAGGAGGCUGCCAUCGAUGCCAAGGAGGCUCCCAAAUAAAUCAACGUGAAAAUGUUCAUGGCCGGCUUUGCCACGAUGAACCCUUCAUGCAUGAUGUAUCUACGGUUAACGAGCAAUACAACGUCGAGACAUGUCAACUGCCCAUCCUGUUGGGGUUAGUUGCCUUUGCCAAACAAGGGGCCUACGACCUGAUUCGGAUUUUGCCUCUAGAAGCAGAGAUCAAGAUUCCCCUCCAAUUGGGUCUCCAAGCUCCAAAAGCAAUUUUUCAAAUACAGUCAUGAUCAUGGGUAGCCUUGAGCAUUUUUGAAAACUGUUAGACGAAAUUUAAAGCAAUUCCUGUGCCA